UUGUUGCUACUUGGAGGGAACCCUCAGAGCUCAGCUGUGCCCCUUCUUUGGGAGCCCGUGGUCAUCACAAGGCAGAGAUGGGCAGAGCCACAAUGUGGCUACCUGAACGCUCUAAACAUGCAGAACUUGGAAGAUGCUGGCACCAACUGCCUCUCUGGGCUUGCGGCCUUUCCCUCCUGCUGGUCAGUACCUGCUUCCUCAACAGCUGUGUUGGGAAUUCAGAGCCCGAGUUGAGGCUGGUCAAUGGAAGCAGCCCCUGUGAGGGCUUAGUGCAACUGAAAUUCCAGAGCCAGUGGGGGACGCUGUGCAGUGACAGCUGGAGCACAAAUGAGGUUUCUGUGGUCUGUAAGCAGCUGGGGUGUCCCUCUGCUGUCAGCAGCUCAGGCUGGUCUAAUAUUAGUGAUCCAUCCGGACACUCAUGGUUGGGCAAUAUUUCCUGCCACGGGAAUGAGUCAGCUCUUGGGGUGUGCAGACACAGCCAGUGGAGUCAGCAGCCCUGCACGCCUAGGCAGGAGGCCUGGGUGAACUGCUCAGACAGAGCAGACUUCGAAGUGAGGCUGGCUGGUGGCCCAAAUCGCUGCACAGGACGUUUGGAAGUAAAAGUCCAGGGUGAGUGGGGGACUGUGUGUGAUGACCUCUGGGGCAAGGAGGAUUCCGAGGUCGUGUGCCGGCAGCUGGGCUGUGGAACAGCUUACCACCUUCAGAAGCCGGUGGGUCCUGGCAUUGGCACUGGCACCAUCUGGAUGGAUAAUGUUGGCUGCCAUGGCAAUGAGUCGUCUCUCUGGGACUGCAGCCAUCAAGGAUGGGGUCAGCACAACUGUAACCAUCAUGAAGACGUGGGGCUGGUCUGCUCAGAAGGAGCAGAUAUGGAGCUGAGGCUGGUGGGUGGAACAAAAAAUUGCUCUGGGCUGGUGGAAGUGCGAGUGCACGGACAGUGGGGGAGAGUCUGUGAUGACAACUGGAACAAAGAUGUUGCCAGAGUGGUGUGCAGGCAGCUCGGAUGUCCCUCCCCCCAGAACGCAGUGAGCUGGUUUGAUGGUGGCGAGGAGGUGGAGCAGAUUUGGCUCAGCAAUGUUCACUGCCAUGGGAAUGAGUCGGCCCUCUGGGACUGCGAAUACAACGGAUGGUCUAACUAUGGCUGUGGGUCCCAGAACCAUGCUAAAGUCAUCUGUUCUGAUGAGGACGAAUUGGAGCUGAGGCUUGUUGGGGGUGGCAGUCAAUGUGCUGGGACUGUGGAGGUCCAGAUGCAGGGCCUGGUGGGCACUGUGUGCCAGUCGGCAGUGAACAUGGAAGCAGCUGCGGUGGUGUGUAGACAGCUGGGAUGUGGGUCCGCCGUCAGCAUCUCCCAUAUGGAUGGCUUUGAAGAGGUGACGGUGCGCAGAGGUCUCAACAGCGUCACUUGCAAUGGGGAAGAGGGAUCUUUUUGGGAUUGCAAGAGCUGGUGGUGGGGAACAAAGCCUUGUGACGCCGGAUCCAGAGUCAUCUGUUCAGAGCACAUGAAGGCAAAGCUGGUUGGAGGGCACUUUCCCUGCUCAGGAAGAGUUCUGGUGAAACACAACGGCACCUGGGGCUCCAUCUGUGCACAUGACUUCUCUCUCCCCACAGCCAAAGUGCUGUGCGGUGAGCUUCAGUGCGGUGACCUUGUCUCCGUGGUGGAGGCAGCUCGUUUUGGAGAAAGAAAAGGACAGAUCCUGGAUGAAGAACUGAGAUGCAAAGGCAACGAGUCCCAUCUGUCGCUGUGUCCCAGGGUGCUCCUCCCAGAGGGCAGCUGUACUGACGGCAGGGACAUCGGAGUCAUCUGCUCCCGGUACAUGGGCUCCCGGCUGACUGCUGGAAGCUCUAGGUGUGAAGGCCGAGUGGAAAUUCAGAUCCAAGAAGGUUGGGGAGCCCUGUGUGACUCUUCCUGGGAUUUGGCUAAUGCCAAUGUCCUUUGCAAUCAGCUUGACUGUGGAGUUGCUCUCUCAAUUCCCAAAGGAGCCCAUUCGGGAGAAGAAAGAGGCCAGAUCUGGGGUCACAUGUUUCACUGCUCAGGAAUGGAGCACCACCUGGGGGAUUGUCCUGUGACUGCUCUGGGGGCUCCUGCAUGUACCAGUGGAGACACUGCCUCAGUGAUAUGCUCAGGAAACCGGACUGAAACAUGGGCCCCAUGCAGUGACUCCCUGCACAGCCCAGCUGGGGCUACUUUUCGCUCAAGGAAUUCUACGGGAUGCUCAGAGAUCCGUGAGAUCCGCCUUAUGGAUGGAGGAGACCGCUGCGCUGGCAGAGUGGAGCUCUACCAUGAAGGCUCCUGGGGCACCGUCUGCGAUGACUCCUGGGACUUGAACGAUGCCCAUGUAGUGUGCCGACAGCUGGGCUGUGGAGGGGCCUUGAAUGCCACCAUUUCGGCCUACUUUGGACGAGGAUCAGGGCCCAUCUGGCUCGAUGACCUGAGGUGCUCUGGGGAUGAAUCCCAGGUGUGGCAAUGUCCUUUUCGAGGCUGGGGUCGUCACAACUGCCGUCAUAAAGAAGACGCAGGAGUUAUCUGCUCAGGGGUCCUGGCUUUGAGGUUGCACAGUGAUACCAGUACUCAGGACUGUGCCGGACGCUUGGAGGUCUAUUACAAUGGGAGCUGGGGAAGUGUUGGCAAAAGUAGAAUGACCGCAGUCACUCCCAGGCUGGUGUGUGGUCAGUUGGGCUGUGGGGACAAUGGAACAGUGCGAGAUGCCCCUUCCCAUAAGGCAAGCUCCGGGUUCACCUGGGUUAACGAUGUUCAGUGCCCUGAUGGGCCUGCCUCCGUCUGGCAAUGCCCAUCUGCAUCGUGGGGGAAGAAAUACCUGAGCCCGGCGGAAGAGACCUGGAUCACCUGUACAGAUAAAAUCCGACUGCAAGGAGGAAGCUCCCCGUGCUCAGGACGUGUGGAGGUCUGGUACAAAGGCUCCUGGGGCACAGUGUGUGAUGACUCUUGGGACCUGGCUGAUGCAGAGGUGGUAUGCCAGCAGCUGGGCUGUGGCUCUGCUCUAGCUGCCCCACCAGAGGCUGCCUUUGGCCAAGGGAUUGGGCCCGUCUUGCUGAGUAACGUUCAUUGCCAAGGAAAUGAGUCAUCUCUGUGGGACUGUCCUGCCGAUCCUUGGGGGCAGGUAGAGUGUGGGCACAAGGAAGAUGCCAGUGUGAAGUGCUCAGGUGUUUCCAAGGCCACUGGACAUUCUGAAGGACACAAAGGCUUUGCUCUGCCCUGGAUCUUUGGAGCCCUCCUGCUGGUCCUGCUUCUCUUUGCUCUGUCCUUUUGGGUUCAGGCUAGAAGACGGAGACAGCGAGUUCCAGCCCCCUCCAAUGGAGGGGACAUGAACCACAUGGCCCUGUACCAGAAGACGGAUUUCAGAUGGAAGGAUGACCAAAACUUGCUCAGCAAUGCAGGUCAGAAACCCUUCUUGUUCCUUGGAGAAACAAAAAGGACGUCCAGCUCUGGAGGUAGCUCUGAAGAAAUGGAAAGUCUUUCCAGAUGUUGGUGCAUAAGCUGUGAUUCUCUUCGUUUGGGUCUUUUCGAUUUCCUUCAUCAUCCUGAACCCUGGAGGAGGAGAUGAGGAAGUGGCCAAUGUAAUUGUUGGUCUCCUUCUCCAAGGUGGGCUUGGGAGACAUCUUUCCAAGGAGCCAUGACUUCCCUUUGUGUUCCAAGGAUGGCUCCAAUCUUCUAAGAACACAUCAGUUCACUAAUCUUUGGACAACAGAGCUCACCUUUGGAGUAGCAAUAGUGGUUGUUUGAAGACUCUUUAAAAAUCAUCUGCCUUGUAGUCUGAAGAUGUGGUAGGAUUGUAGGCCAUUUGGCAGCUAAGGGUUGCUUUAGACAUCAUAGAACACAGUUACAAUCAAAUAAAAUUCCUUGGUAACUAUUUACAUGUAAAUAAAUGGUCUCAAUUCAAUCAAAA
Molecule: messenger RNA, 3902 nt
Organism: Vombatus ursinus (common wombat)
Lineage: Eukaryota; Metazoa; Chordata; Mammalia; Diprotodontia; Vombatidae
Gene: CD163
Product: CD163 molecule
Exons: 17
Coding region: 78-3560 (1160 amino acids)
Cellular component (GO): membrane
Source: RefSeq, a predicted model, not a curated record